AUGGAUAUCGUUUUGGAGAUCAUGGACACCUUUGUCCUGGACAAAGUUUAUGCCACUCUACUGCCGUCGCCCAACCCGAUUGCCGCUCCCGCGAACGUGACGCUCAACGGGCUUUCGUCCGCGUUCGAGAGCCAUGUUUACGGCGUUGACCCUCCUCAGUUCUUCAAGCCCUCGGACCUCGCGUACGCCUCGCUUCUGUGCCGCUCAAAUCCGCUCCGGCAGUCCAUCUCGUUCUUUGUUAUUACAACUUUCUUUGGUGCACUUCUAUAUUUGGUGACCGCCUACAUGAAUUAUUUGUUUGUCUACAACCACGAGAAUUUCAACCAUCCCAAAUACCUGAAGAACCAGGUCAAGCUUGAAAUCAAGCAGUCGCUCACCUCCAUUCCCAUGAUGACCCUGCUAACCGUGCCUUGGUUUGUUGCCGAGUGCCAGGGAUACUCCAAGCUGUACAUGAACCCCAAAGACUACGGAACCUGGUACAUGUUUUUCCAGUUCCCGCUGUUUAUCCUGUUCACUGACUGCUUGAUCUAUCUUAUCCACCGCUGGCUGCACACCCCGGCCGUUUACAAGCACCUCCACAAGCCUCACCACAAGUGGCUCGUGCCCACUCCUUUCGCCUCCCAUGCGUUCCACCCGGUCGAUGGCUAUUUCCAGUCCGUUCCAUACCACCUGUUCCCCUUUGUGUUCCCUCUCCAUAAGGUCGCCUACGUUGUGUUAUUCAUUGCCGUCAACAUUUGGACCGUGCUCAUACACGAUGGCGAGUACUUGUCGCACGACCCAAUUGUGAAUGGCUCGGCCUGUCACACAAUUCACCACCUGUACUUUAACUACAACUAUGGUCAGUAUACCACGCUUUGGGACCGUCUGGGCGGCACCCAUCGCGAGCCAGACCGGGAAUUGUUUGAUGGCAAUUUGAAAAACUCGAAAUCGACGUGGGACACCCAGGUCCGUGAACUCGAGAAAAUCCGCGCUGAAGUCGAGGGCGACGACGACCGCGUUUACACCUCUGGUGCCGCCUUAUAA
Wickerhamiella sorbophila is the source of this 1023-nucleotide messenger RNA. Its product is annotated as Delta(7)-sterol 5(6)-desaturase. NCBI's taxonomy places the organism in Eukaryota, Fungi, Ascomycota, Dipodascomycetes, Dipodascales, Trichomonascaceae. The transcript has a single exon. The record is from RefSeq and is a predicted model, not a curated record. Gene Ontology annotation, molecular function: oxidoreductase activity; iron ion binding. Gene Ontology annotation, biological process: lipid biosynthetic process. The coding region runs from base 1 to 1023 and encodes 340 amino acids.